Messenger RNA from Panonychus citri (citrus red mite), 1001 nucleotides. It is a transcript of the gene Brms1, whose product is annotated as breast cancer metastasis-suppressor 1-like protein. The record is from RefSeq and is a predicted model, not a curated record. Gene Ontology annotation, molecular function: histone deacetylase binding. NCBI's taxonomy places the organism in Eukaryota, Metazoa, Arthropoda, Arachnida, Trombidiformes, Tetranychidae. The coding region runs from base 98 to 853 and encodes 251 amino acids. Gene Ontology annotation, cellular component: Sin3-type complex. Gene Ontology annotation, biological process: negative regulation of transcription by RNA polymerase II. The transcript has 3 exons.
AGAGUUUCAUAUGUUGUGUUUGUCUCUCAUUGAAUUUUUUUUCUUGUCUCUUAAUUGUGUUUCUUUUAAUGGUGCCACUAAUUAGUUAAUUUUAAUUAUGGUUAGAAUGGAGGUUGAAGGUAGUCCCAAUUCAUUUAAGGGUGCCAAUUAUAGUAAUGAUGAAACUGAUUCGGAAUAUGCUGGAUCUGAUUAUGACAAUGAAGAUACAUCAGAUUUGGAUGAGGAAGAAUGUGAUCGACUUAAAGGUGAACAUAUCAAUGAAAUGAUGGACCUGGAGAGACAAUUUGUUGCUCUUAAAGAACAAUUGUACAUGGAAAGGAUAACUCAAGUUGAUAAAAAGCUUGAGGAAAUUAAAGCGGGUAUUGCUCAAGAAUAUUUAGGUCCUGUAGAUGAACUACAUCAUCAACUUGAAGUUAGAGUUAAAGUGGCAGGAAUACUCAGAAAAUUUAGAGAAAGAAACAUAAAGUGUCAAUUUGAAGCUGAAAAAUUGGCUUGUGAACAAAAUUUCCAGAGUGAGAAAAAUUUACUCCGUGAUCAGAUCCGUCAAGAUUUAGAGGAAAGAAUUCGCCGAUUAGAAGAAGACCGCAAUUCCGUUGACAGUGAACUUUGGGGCGAUUCUAUUGAUAACCCAAAAAAGAAGCGUCGAAUUGGUGCCAAUGGAAGCACAUCUUAUUACGAAGUUGGACCAAGUCGAGAUCAAUUACACCUACUUGACCGCAGAAGGAGACCAGUACCUGUUUCAGGUCCUUACAUAGUCUACAUGUUAAAGGAUAGUCAAAUUUUGGAAGAUUGGACAUUAAUAAGAAAAGCGUGUAGGUCAACCAACAAUUUAAGCUUUUACAAUACCUGUUGAAAAGUUUUCUCUUCUCAUUUUCAAUUUUUUCCCCAUCAUAACAAGCAAAAGUAUCACAAACAACUAUUUACAUGUAUUAUUUUAAAUUAAAUAUUUGUGGUAUAAAACGAUCAUGUUAAUUACACACAAAAGUGAAAAAAAAGCAAAA